Messenger RNA from Apis cerana (Asiatic honeybee), 979 nucleotides. RefSeq names its product dynein axonemal light chain 4. Gene Ontology annotation, biological process: microtubule-based process. The record is from RefSeq and is a predicted model, not a curated record. NCBI's taxonomy places the organism in Eukaryota, Metazoa, Arthropoda, Insecta, Hymenoptera, Apidae. Gene Ontology annotation, cellular component: dynein complex.
GGGUAAAUAUGCGCCUGUAAGAUGGCAAUAUCCUCAGUGUCUUUUAAAGAAGAAUAAUAUUUGAUACGAUAUUUAUUUUGAAAUGACUGAAGUAAAAAAAGAUGAUGUCAUUAAAAUAUUACAUACAUAUCCUCUUUGUAGAAAAUGUGAUAUGUCAGAUGAAAUGAAACAAGAAGCUAUGGAAUUAUGCGUCACUGCGGCGGAAAAAUAUGCGGACAAUUAUGAAAGCGUUUCACGAAUGAUCAAGGAAACAAUGGAUAAAAAAUUCGGUGCGUCAUGGCAUACAGUUGUUGGUGAAGGCUACGGAUUUGAAAUAACUUAUCAACUUAAACAUCUAUUAUAUAUGUAUUGUGCUGGAAAUUUAGCAAUAUGCAUAUGGAAAUCAGCAUAGUGCAUUUCUACUACAGGUUUUAUUUUUUCUUUUUGAUUUGAAAAAUAUGAAAUGCUGGUCCAAAAAAUAUGAUAUAAUUUUUUUGUUACAAUUGUAAAAUUUACGUGAUGAAUUACAACUGAGUAUCAUAUUUUUUAUAUUAAUUUGUAAGAAUGUAAUUUACAAUAAUUUUUUUAUAGAUUGUUAUUCUAUUUAGAAUAGCUACUAUAUUAUAUAUUAUAACAAACAAUUAAUAGUAUAUUUUUAAAAAUAUAGUUUUAUUCAUUGGAAAAUGAAAUGCACAUUAAAUAAUAUAUAAUGUAAUAAUUUUAAAAUGAAUUAAAAAUAAAUAUUAUAUAUGUACAUAAUAUGAAAGUGAUUUUAAGUUACAUAAACAAAAUUUAUUAUAUUAUUUACUGAUAGUAGUAAUAGUAUUAGAUAUAUUAAAAGCAGCAAUAGUAAUUGUAACAGAUAAUAAUAAUAAUAAUAGUAGUAAUAGCAGUAGUAGUAGUAGUAGUAGUAGUAGUAGUAGUAGUAGUAGUAGUAGUAGUAGUAGUAGUAGUAGUAGUAGUAGUAGUAGUGGUAGUAGUAGUGGUAGUAGUAGUAGUA